AGUGCGCGAUCCUCCAUAGUAGAUGACGGGAUCCGUGGUAUGCGCAGAAUAUUUCUUAAUCACAGUUUUUUUUCUCACAAAAAUAAGAAAAUUCGAUCUCAAAUAAAUAAAAAAUAAAUAAAUCUAUUAUGAGAAAAGCAUGAAUAAAUAUCGAUAAUGGCGGUACGCGGUAGGCGGCCACUGCCACUGUGUUGAGCAGUAGCUGAGCUCCAUUAAAAUAAGCUUGAAGAAAUGGGUGAAUCGCACCGCACCCGGUCCAAGGCCGCUCCGGACUGGACGGUGGAGGAAUCCCUAAUUUUGGUCAACGAGAUCAGCGCCAUCGAGUCGGAGUGGGGCGCCACGCUCCCCUCCUUCCAAAAAUGGCAGCAGAUCGUCGAGAACUGCAACGCGCUCGACGUCAACCGCAACUUGAAUCAGUGCAAGCGCAAGUGGGACGCGAUGCUCACCGCCUACAGACGGGCUAAACAAGGAGAGCCGCCGGAUCGGUCGUUUCCAGCUGAGCUGUACGCCGCCGUCGAUCAGUGUGUCUCUACCAACGGAAAAAGGAAUGACGGCGGCGGAGAAGCUGAUGAGGAGGAGGACGGCGAUGCGACGGUGGUGGAGGAGGAAGAAGAGCAAGUAGUUAUGGAAACUGAUCCGGAUUCCGAUCCGGAAGCGCAGGGGCAAUUGACUAAGUUACUAUUUGAAACAGGUUCCAAGAAACAGAGAUGCAGGAUGAAGCGUCAAAAGCGCAGACUUGAAACGCAAAAUCCUUGGGGAUACUUCACGAGCACAAAGAAACCGCACGAAGAAUCUUCCAGCAAGCAAGAAGAGGUCAAGAACACAAACAACGUCGUUGAGAGCUCGCCCGAGGAGAUCAGUACAGAGUUGAAAGAGCAAACAGAGUCGGAAGAGCAAACAAUGGCCAUGAUGCUGUGGGAGAACGCGCUGCAGAUCAACGCGAUCUUGGAAGGAAACCUAGCCGAUGAUGUGGACUACAAGUUGGCAGGUUUGAAGAAUGCUGAGGCUGUUCAAAUCGAUUUUACUAGACGCCAAGGCGAUAAGCUUAUAGACUGCCUUGGAAAUAUCUCAACCACUCUUAAUCAGCUUUGUGACUUAGUCCAGAAAUGCAACUGAUUUUCGAUUUUUUCUUGAUUUUGUAUAUAUAGCAUCAGAUGCAGCUCUGCACUAAACAAAUAUUCUUGAAACCAGGUUAAAGAAAUAGAAUUUUGUUUUUUUUUCC
Messenger RNA from Salvia miltiorrhiza (redroot sage), 1222 nucleotides. RefSeq lists its product as uncharacterized. Bases 232 to 1116 code for a protein of 294 amino acids. NCBI's taxonomy places the organism in Eukaryota, Viridiplantae, Streptophyta, Magnoliopsida, Lamiales, Lamiaceae. The record is from RefSeq and is a predicted model, not a curated record. The transcript is spliced from 2 exons.